Molecule: messenger RNA, 560 nt
Organism: Cylicostephanus goldi
Lineage: Eukaryota; Metazoa; Nematoda; Chromadorea; Rhabditida; Strongylidae
Source: the annotation of a GenBank genome assembly
UUGAAUUACAGUGGAUUGCUGGGAUGGACAACGCAAGCCCAACUCUCAAGAAUUCCAGGACAUUGUCAUCUAUCAUGGCUACACAAUGACAUCGAAGCUUUUGCUUCGGGAUGUACUCUACGUUAUCAAACAUUAUGCAUUCCUUACCAUUAUCCUGUAAUUCUUUCGAUCGAGGAUAAUUGCUCAGUCCCGGCUCAACGGUUGCUAGCACAAGAAGUCAAAGAAAUUCUAGGGGACGAUCUGCUUACCCAACCGAUUAGUGCAUCCGAAACGGAAUUGCCUUCGCCAGCCGCUCUGAAGAAGAAAAUCAUUCUGAAGCAUAAGAAAUUGCCCAUUGAAAGCGAGGAUUUGGCCACUUUUGUCAGCGCGAGCACCGAUGAAUGUGAGCUUGAGUUUUUUGAAUUUUUCCAUAGGAGAGAAAAUAAUGUCCAGGAUACGGAUAUUUUGGCGAGAGAAUGUAUAAAGAAGGGUGUACUGUCGCUUUUUGAUAGCGUCAAGCACGUUAGUUAUUUCUCCUUCUACCCUUUGACCCUUGCAAAGCAAUUUCGUGCAUUUUAGGA